GUGCAAGAGAAUUCACCUGGACAGGCGGCUGGUUUGGAGCCGUUCUUUGACUUCAUCGUUUCUAUCGGAAAUAUUAGACUGGACAAAGAUAACGACACCAUGAAAGAGAUUCUCAAGCAGCACAUAGAAAAACCUAUUGAAGUCACAGUUUAUAACAGCAAGACGCAAACAGUGAGGCAAACUACUGUUGUGCCCUCUGAAAUGUGGGGUGGGCAAGGUUUGCUCGGUGUAUCAAUUCGUUUCUGUUCAUUUGAUGGCGCGAGUCAGCAUGUUUGGCACGUUGUUUCUGUCCAGCCUAAUUCUCCUGCCUCAAUUGCCGGUCUGGUGUCGAAUUCCGACUACAUCCUCGGAGCUGAAAGUGUAUUGAACCAAGCUGAUGACCUUAUCGCUCUUGUUCAAGCAAAUGAGGGGAAGCCGCUGAAGUUGUACGUGUACAAUGUAGACACGGACGUGGUUAGAGAGGUUAGCCUAACUCCAAACUCGGCUUGGGGUGGAGAAGGUUGCUUAGGAUGUGAUAUAGGGUAUGGAUACCUUCAUCGAAUCCCAAUAUCAGUUGAUCGCUCGAAACCAAAGAGUCCCGUUCCUCCGGUUGUUGCUACUCAGCCGAAAUUGGCGCAACCUGGAAGUACCGGUAUUCCGCAGAUAGAUCAGGUUAGCAAGCCUCCCGCACCAUCUUCGUUUCCCGAUCCAAGCCAGUUUGGUGUUCCCACUAGCAUGCCGCCACCGAAUAACUUCGUGCUUCCACCAUCAUUUCCUCCUCCUGCUCCUAGUAUAUACGGUUCACAGUCCACAUCGGCUCCGUCUGCGCAAGCACAAACAUCGCACGGCUAUGGAGACGAUCACAAGCACGACGAGCACGGGCACGGACAUAGUCAUGCCCACAAUGAUCAUGGACUCAACCACUCACACAGUCCAUCUCCUUCACCGAUGCAGGCUCCACAACCUCCACAACCUCAACAACAGAUGUACCAACCUCCACCAACUAAUCAGUCCGCUCCUCCUGACUAUUACGCACAGCAGCAUCAACAACAGCAGUACCAGGCUUAUCAACCGCCUGCAAGCACCGCUCCACAGUAUACCCCAACACCACCGGCUACUGGGGUUCCAUCAUCGGUGCCAUACAGUGCCGGAUCAUAUGCGAUGCCAGUGACGAGGUUUGUU
Molecule: messenger RNA, 1161 nt
Organism: Ostertagia ostertagi
Lineage: Eukaryota; Metazoa; Nematoda; Chromadorea; Rhabditida; Trichostrongylidae
Source: the annotation of a GenBank genome assembly